This is a messenger RNA of Vespa mandarinia (Asian giant hornet), 2057 nucleotides long. RefSeq names its product carbonic anhydrase beta (gene CAHbeta). NCBI's taxonomy places the organism in Eukaryota, Metazoa, Arthropoda, Insecta, Hymenoptera, Vespidae. Gene Ontology annotation, molecular function: zinc ion binding; carbonate dehydratase activity. The record is from RefSeq and is a predicted model, not a curated record.
UAUCUUAAAUGUGUUAAAUCAAAUAUUAAAUUUGAAUUGCGCUGCCUCGCACAUAAAUAAAGUAAUUAUUAAUCUAUGAUUGAUAUUAUGGAUUAACGGCUGUAAUUGUUUUUAAAUAUAAAUAAAGCUUUAUUUUAUUAAUACUGUCAAUACUUUGGAAAAAUAGUCGAUCAAUAAUUGAGAGAUAAGAUUGAUAAACGUUUCAAACUUCACGCCAUUAAAUCGACAAAUGGCGGACUUGUGUAUUGUCAUCGUUCUAAACGUAAGCAAGACAGUUAGUCUUUUCCGACGCGAUUCGUAAUAAUGGAUAGAAUAAUUAAAGGUAUAAUGAAAUAUAGACAAUGUCAUAGAGAAGGAAUGGUGAAACAAUUUCAAAAAGUCAAAGAUCAUCCCGAGCCAAAAGCAGUAUUCUUUACCUGCAUGGAUUCCCGGAUGAUACCAACUAGAUUUACGGAAACUAAUGUUGGAGAUAUGUUUGUCGUGAGAAAUGCAGGAAAUCUGAUUCCACAUUCUCAACAUUUCGCAGAUGAACUCACUAUGUGCGAGCCAGCUGCUUUGGAACUUGGUUGUGUUGUCAAUGACAUAAAACAUAUUAUAGUUUGUGGGCAUAGCGAUUGUAAAGCUAUGAAUUUAUUGUAUGCAUUAAAGGAUGAAGAAUUUGCCUCUCAGAUGAAUCGAAGGAUAUCACCAUUAAGAGCAUGGUUAUGCGCACAUGCCAGUAGCAGUUUAGCUAAAUUUCAACAGCUUGAAAUCACUGGGUUUCGCGAGCCUAUUCUAUUUCAAGCAGAAACGCCAUUACGGAAAUUUGUUGUUUACAUUGAUCCUGAAAAUAAGUUUGCCAUAGAAGACAAAUUGUCUCAAAUCAAUACAUUGCAACAGCUUCAAAAUAUAGCCUCUUAUGGUUUUUUAAAGAAAAGAUUAGAGAGGCACGAAUUACAUAUUCAUGCGUUAUGGUUUGAUAUUUAUACAGGCGACAUUUAUUAUUUUAGUAGAGCUAACAAAAGAUUUGUUGAAAUAAAUGAGUUGACAGAGACACCUUUGCUCAAAGAAAUCAAGAAAUAUUAUUCUUAGGUGUUUUGAUCUUGAGAUGGAGCUCAAAAUCUCAUGUUUAGCGAUUUAAUCGUGCAAAGAUUUGUGAAUUAUUUUUUUUCACGAGAGGUCGCUUUGUGAUUGCAUUUUUCAGUCCUUGUUAAAUUUGAUCUUUCAAUUGUAUGCGACGUACCUGAAGAUAAUGUUAUAUUUUUUAUUUCCUUUUAUAUAUAACACAACUUCUAUUGAUUUUAUAUAAGCAUAAUAUUUCGAAUAACAAAUAGGAAACAAUCAUAUUGAAUAAUUUGUAAAAUAAUAUAUUUUCUUCAUCAUUGUAUUAUAUAUAUAUAUAUAUAAUUCAGAGUGCUGUUAUAUGGAUAAAUGUGAUAGUAAUUUGAUGCUAAGAAAAGUGAAACUGCACAAAGUUAGACAUACCUAAAAAAAAGGAAGAUUAUUUUUGGAAAAUGUAAUUUUAAUAAGACGUUUGUUACCUAAUAACUUAGAGAAUGUAUAUCUAUACACAUUAUUUUCUUAUGUACUGUACUUCUUAAUUUAAUGCAAUAUAUAUAUAUAUAUUUCUUUUUCUCAUUUUACAACUUUUUCGAUCUCUUCUAUUACCUUCUAUUUCAAUCUAUUGUACCAAAUUUUAACGGAAUAUUUUUUUGGAAUAGCACGAUUGGUAGAUAAAAUUUAUUCAAAAUUAUUUUAUCAUUAUUACAAUUUUUCCGUAAAAAUAAUUGAUUUAUUCAAUCUGAUAUCGAUCGAUUCAAUUGGGAACGGUCUUCAAGCAAAUUGAAACGAAGAAAUAAAAAGCAAAGGACGCAUCCAUCGAACGAUGAACGAACAGCUUUGCGUUCGAAGGAAUUAGAGCAUGCCAUUCCCGAAAGAGAAAGCAAAACAAUGAAGGAAGGUGCCCUGAGUCAGCCAGGACGGCGAAAACACAUCGGGAUCGUAUUAAUUUAUGCAUCUUUGAUAUCAACAAAAUUUAAUUUACUAUUGAUGAGAAAUAAAAUCGAAAAUGCAAUAGA